Amoebophrya sp. A25 is the source of this 2646-nucleotide messenger RNA. The record is from the annotation of a GenBank genome assembly. NCBI's taxonomy places the organism in Eukaryota, Dinophyceae, Syndiniales, Amoebophryaceae.
CGACGAAUGCCUGCUUGUUAUGGCGAAUACCUGUUUAGUAAAUGAAAAUAGAUCAAUUCAUUAUUGUUUGCAGCAUAUUUUUACCGUGCGUGUGCGUCUAAAAGACGAAACUAGCAGGUACACUGAUCAAAAUCGGAUAUAUUUCCUCAGUGGCAUAGAAAUUGAUGGAUUGAAUAAGAAUGGGAUGUGAUGAAGCGACACGCAAGAAUUUGACAUUUUCCUCUGUUUUCUUCUCCUUCACUCAGCGUUUUUGCGCGUCGUGAAUGGACAUUAUGGCAUCUCCUAAAAAAAUACAUGUCGUUGUCCGGAAUGCGCUUACCGGUGAUGUUCUGUCUCCUGUCGCAAGCGAUGAUGACAACCACGAUGAGACAGCUGGCGCACGCCGCUCCGGAAGUGUAGCUGGUCCAGGAAAGUUGGGUAGUGAUGAUGUUGAAGGACAUGAUUUUGUGCCGUUUUUUUGUAGCUUCGAGCCCCGCACCAUGUGCGUCCGCGAUCUCAAGCGCCUAGUGGCGAGAAAGCUGACAUCGCGACUGCGGGAAGAAGCCCAACCAGGUGUACCAGCAGACACGAUUCAUCACGAGAACGUAAUUCUUUUCGACGAACAUCACCCUGAGGAGGAGGAAAAUUCAAAGUCGGCAAAAAACACUGAGAGCGAGGAGGAUGUGCAUGUGCAAGGUGAAGAUACUGCAAUGACAAUGGAAGCGGAGGGAAACGGCGAGAGUGAUAAUUUUGUCUCGGAUCCGUUUGCCGAAGAUGUGAAAAUAUUCAUAGACGAUCGCUAUGCUUACCAGCAGGAAGCAAGCUCUGAAAAAGAUGUGGCAGAAUUGCGAUUGGAGAUCGAAGAGGAGAAUAUGCAAGAGCAAGCUAACCAGGACCGAGGAGUUCAACAUAAGAAUCCUAGACAAGAACACGUGGGAGCAAUUAUUUCGAUCGCCUACGCUGUUCGGACCUACAAGCCCUUCGAAUCCAAAACAGCGGUGAAAAUCGCUAUCGCCUGUCACGCAGUCGCGUCUUUGCUGGAUCCAAAAGAGAUCAACAAAUUGAGGGGUCGUUACGUAUUGCAUUUUUUUCAGGAGCUCGACGAGCUUCGCCGGAGACUUCAACCGCAUGCGGCACGCGCGUGGAGGAGUGUCAUAUUGGCUAACUACGGCCCAGUGCGAAUUUGGAAUCUUUCGCAAGUGGAGGAUCUGGCCUACCUCUGGGAGCACGCCCAAGAGCAGCGUGGCUACCAAAGAUUAUGGAACAUGGCAAAUGCCGAGCAAAGGGAAGCGCAUAAGGCAUGGUUUUUUCGUCCGCCACAAGACCGUGUCUGGAGCCUAUUAAACGAGAUUUUGCACGCGAACAGGACGGUAUUUGCGAAAGAAGACAUCAGUGCUUGGAACGUCUUCGGAGUAAAAAACUUAGCUUCGAUGUUCAGGCGCGUCGAGGAAUUCGAUGGUGAUCUUGUUAAGGUUUUUACUGAAGUAUCUCUAGCUGCAUCCCUGUCAGGUAUUCCAGCCGAAUACGAGAGAAAGGCACCUAGAAGAUGAAUUGAUUUUGGACAGCCCUAAUUUUGGUUGCUGGGACGUAUCGAGGGCCACCUCCAUGGCGUGGAUGUUCGCGGGUUCUGGCUUCCAAGGUCGCGGGCUCGAACACUGGGACGUGUCAAGUGUGAUCAAUAUGAGCUGCAUGUUCUUCGGCGCUAGCCGCAUCGCUGCGCCCGAUUUGGGUCGCUGGGACGUUUCCUCGGUGCGAGACAUGAGUCACAUGUUUCGCGGUGCCAGUAGGUUGACAAGAGCGGGCCUAAGUGCGUGGAAUGUCGCAAACGUCACAGACUUGACGCAAAUCUUCUGCGGAGCUAGUCGCUUUAACGAACCAAAUUUAGGGCAAUGGAAUGUCGCUACUGUGGAAAGAGUUCACAGGGCAUUCGAUGGUGCAGAAGAAUUCGCGCAGCCGCUGAACACGUGGGAUCUAUCAAAAGCAUUCGAGGUUUGGCUUAAUGAGGAAAGCACACAAGAUUUUCCACCCUUGUCUCUCUUCACUUUUGAUUCCUUUCUCGAAUCUCUUGAGUGGGGUCGCAGCAAAAAAAGCAUUUGCGAUUCUCCUCCUGAAUUCUGGCCGCGCGAUCCCACGAAGAAAACCAGAAAAGGCCACAUUGCACUGUCUCUCAUGUCCCGAGCCUCUGCUUCUAAAUCCUCUCCGCAUAAUGAGAUUGCUGAGUCGACGGAACGGCUUUCAGGACAUUCCCGCGAACCGCCCCCCUCGUGGCUGGAGACAGCGGCACCGCCUUGCUGCUGCGGUCGCAAGGCCGUUUGAUUGAUGUCUUCAUAUAUAUAAAAUAGAGAGGCAGCAGCUUGAGGUUGAUUUUCCUAUAAUAUGUUUGCUCUAGCAUGCGCACUGAUUUAAAUGUACGUGUACCUACUUUAUGCUCGUUUGUUUUCCUCCCACUUUUGUCAUGCUCCUAAAAACGUUACUCAGGUAGAGGCCUCGACACCCACCAAAACACGAAAGGGGCACCUCAAAUUGUGUCACUGACUUCUACCACAGCGCAGUUUGCUGCUGACCGUGGCACCUCUAUCACACUGUGAACAGAGGAAAACAGAACAAAAUAUCAGAAGCAUAGCCAUAGGAGUCCCGCAAUUUGAUCAUCUGGCAUUAUAGUUCUCC